AUGGGUCUCAGCCACUUCGCACUUCCCGUCGGCGACUUCUACGAGGAGAUGCGCGACUUCUACAAAGCCGUGCUCGCUUCUCUAGGCUACGAAUUCAAGUUCGAAGCCCAGGGUCCCACGGGUGCUUACUACUGCGCCUUUGGCCAGGAGAACAAAGGGCCCGACUUCUGGCUCGGCGGCAGUGGACCUUCGCUGAAGAAAUACGACGGCAAGAUGGAGAACCGAACUGCUCCUGUGCAUUUCGCCUUUGAUGCCGAUAGCCAGAAGCAAGUUGACGAGUGGCACGAGGCUGCUAUCAAGGCUGGGGCGGUUGAUAAUGGAAAGCCAGGGCUGAGGGAGUAUAGACCUGGGUAUUAUGCGGCGUUUGUUCUUGAUCCCGUUGGUAACAAUGUGGAAGUUCUUCAUUUGUCUUGA
Fusarium sp. VM40 is the source of this 414-nucleotide messenger RNA. The record is from the annotation of a GenBank genome assembly. NCBI's taxonomy places the organism in Eukaryota, Fungi, Ascomycota, Sordariomycetes, Hypocreales, Nectriaceae.